Messenger RNA from Oncorhynchus kisutch (coho salmon), 12470 nucleotides. It is a transcript of the gene pkd1b, whose product is annotated as polycystic kidney disease 1b. The transcript is spliced from 37 exons. Gene Ontology annotation, biological process: calcium ion transport. Bases 1 to 12144 code for a protein of 4047 amino acids. NCBI's taxonomy places the organism in Eukaryota, Metazoa, Chordata, Actinopteri, Salmoniformes, Salmonidae. Gene Ontology annotation, molecular function: monoatomic cation channel activity; protein binding. The record is from RefSeq and is a predicted model, not a curated record. Gene Ontology annotation, cellular component: plasma membrane.
AUGGUCAAUGUUGUUCCCCCAGAUGAGCACCUUUGCCCCAAAGGAGCCCAGGUCCAUCUUGCCAGUCUGCAAUGCUAUUGGCUGUCAGAGUCAGCGACAUCAUGGCUGGAGGCGAAGGGUAUCUGUCGUCAGGUGAAGGGUGGGGAUCUAGCCACAGUCCGAAGCACUGAAACUCAGACAUUCAUCCACAACUCCUUCAAAUCAAAAUCCACUCAGUGGGUCUGGCUGAGGGACGGCAGGGGAGAAGGGCCGGAUAGAAGCGAGGGUUUGGGAACAGGAAGCCACCCUGGGCGGGACAGGGGCAGGGAGAGCCUGGGGGGCUGUACCCAGAUGGACCUGGGUUCACCAGGACAGAGGAGGAACACAGUGUGUGAAGGACAGUACCGCUUCCUCUGUGAUAAGGUGGUUACAGUUUCCCUGCCUUCGUUAGACAGCUACAUCACAGGUGUUCCUCUCAUGUCGGGUGUGUACGCCAGGUCACAGCUACAAGUCCUCCCUACAGUCCCAGACCCUGACCAAAAGAGAGUGGAGAUGCUGCUGUUUCCUGGGCUGUGGUUCAGCCAUGCUGGCCAGGUGGUAUCAGUGGAGCUGGUCAGCCAGCCCAGAGAAGUGUCCACCUGGGUCAGAGUUCAGAUCCUCCGGCCCUACUGCAGCCCCCACCAUCACCUGGUGCCCCCAGGUUGUAGUUCUCUCCUGAACCCGUUCAGUUGUUGCUCUAUCACCCCUCUGUGUAACACUACGGGAGGCUGUGCCCUGGGACAGUACUGGUGCCACCUGUUGGAGGCCUGUGUCACUGUCACCAGCCCCUGCAGUCCCUACAACCAGUCCCCCUCUACAGGGGAGCGCAGCUACCCCCUGCCCCCCAGAUACCCUGACAUACCCCCCUUCUACCACCUGGUGGCAGACCUGCCCAUGAGAGUGGCUCCUUGCUCAGAGCCUGCUCAUAUUAGUGUAUGUGUGAGACGUUCUUAUUUACAGAGGGUUUCUUAUAUCCUGCCAGAGAGGGAGAUCAGUGUUUACCCCGAUGACAUUCUGUCCAUCCAACACACCGGGAGACCUGGAACCUUCCUGAGUUGCCGCGACAACGCCUCCUCAUCCUCCUCCCCCUGGCGACAAAGCUACCUCUCCCUGCAAGGGGCGGAGUGGGGGGGCUGGUGGGAGGGGGGGCUCUCGUCCCAGCCGGAUGGAGGGCAGUGGGUGGACGGGGUGGUGUGCGACCUACGGGUGCUGUACGUCGACACACUGCAUGGGCAUGGCUAUAUUUCAAGUUCGGGCCAGAGUGAACUUAGUGGCUUCACUCACAUUGGGAACAUCAGUACGACCAUAAGUAUGACCCCUGAAACCUCAGCUCCUGCCCCAGCAAAAAGUCAAAUUUCUGGCCUUUGUAUGAUCCAUCCUCUGCCUGAUGGAGACAACCAGAUCCAUAUAUUGGUUGACACUCCUAUACUCAUUGUGGUUAAAAUAUUCUCUGGAAAAGGGGCUACCAGCUCCUGGUUGGCUCCGGUGCUCCAGACAGGGGUCCCCUUCCUCCCGUCCUGCCCAGGAGAGUUACCUGACUCCUGGCCUGGUUGUGAGAGAGACUCCCCUGACAGCUGGUUCUCCCACAUGUCCCUGGUGCUACCCUCAGUGGGUGUCCACACUCUAAAUGUCAGUGCUGUGAAUGGAGUGAGUGAACAGAGUACCUGUGUACAGGUUUGUGUCUAUGAGCCGGUGGCUGGACUCAGUGUAGAGCCACAUGGACAUCUGAGGAUGCUGGUGGACUUGUCACAGGCAUUUACAGCCACGGCGGAGACUGGUUCCUCAGUAAAGUACACCUGGGUGAUUGACAAGCUGGAUAAGUUUUCCUAUGAGGGAGACACCUAUAGUGUGAUGUUCAAGAAGCCAGCUGAGUACAAACUGAAGACCCUAGAGGUCACUCUGACUGCUGACACCAUGACACCUCUGGCCGACCCAGAAUUCCUCUCUGUCAAGGAGGUUAUUGCUGUGGCCGCACUGCGUCUCUACACUUUCAGGGUCAAAGUUGAUGUCUCCCUAGGCGUCACUUUCAGGUGGUCUUUUGGUGAUGGCAGUGCCCAGGAAAACCAAACCUUUCCUGCCCUGUCUGAGUCCCAGGACAGGCCAGUGGAGCGAGGAGUGACACAGGUGUAUGUGCAAGACUCUGUGAGCCAUGUCUACCUACAGCCAGAUGACUACACACUGACUGUACAGGUCUACAACCAAUACGACAACAUCAAGAGGGCCAUAUCACUGAAGGUACGGCCUCCAUUGACUCGUAUACUCAUCUCCCCAUCUCCUCCGGUUCCCCUGGUCAACCAGACCUUUCUUCUUGAAGCCUCUUCAUACCCAUUUCACUACGGAAUCCUGUACACUUGGAACUUUGGGGACGGUUCAAAGGAAAUCCAAGGAUUCCACAGCAAAGUUAGCCAUGUUGCUCGGACCACUGGGGUUUAUAACAUGACUGUGUGCGCUAACAACACCUUGACUGCACUGACAGCCUGGGUGGCCGUGGCAGUGGUGGAGAAGGUAUCUGGACUCCAGUUGCGCUCUAGUGGACACAGUGAACUGAAGUCUGCAACUGAAAUCAAGGGCAAAGUGGCUUCAGGUUCCAGUCUUCACUGGGACUGGGACUUUGGUGAUGGGACUGGACAUAAAAACAUCACAGACAACUCUGCAUCCCAUGUCUACGAGUCCCCAGGGAGUUACACAGUCAAAGUGACCGUAUCUAACGCAGUCAGCCAGGCUAGCCAGUCCAUCCGUCUGGAAGUCUACAGGUUGGCCAUCAGUGGAAUUCUGCCAUCGGAGUGUUCCGAGACAGAGAAAGAGAUACCGCUCCAAGCACUGGUGAACGGGAAUGUUUCCAUGCUGACUUUCCAUUGGAAUUUCGGGGAUGGAUCACCUUUGUCAGUACAGAAGGGAAAGUCUGUUGUUACUCACACUUAUUCAAACUCUGGGGUUUAUAACGUUAACGUAACUGUUCUCAGUAUAGUAGGAUAUGUAUUUUAUGAUGCCAACGUUUGCAUUGAGGCCCCCAUUACCGGGAUAACCAUCCACCCAUCACAGGAUGCUGUGGCAGUAGGAAAAGAGGUGUGUUUUAAUGCAGUUGCUGCCCCCAAAAGACAGCCCACUGGAUAUCAGUUUCUGUGGCUCAAUCAUUCAUCCAACAGCUCUCCUAUAAGAGGACUGGCUCAUCAUUGCUUUGUGUAUAAGGAGGAAGGGAUCCAUGAUGUUUCAGUGAUGGCAAGUAACAAAGUCAGCCAGAGCAUAGCCAAAGCCACGGUUGCUGUGCAGAAGCCUGUGAGUAAACCAUCCAUAGCACAUAGCAGUCAAAGCAACACACUGACUGUCAAUGAGAAGAUGACACUUUGGGUCAAGAGUUGCCCUGGGACCAAUGUUUCUGUGCAGUGGGACUUUGGUGACGGCUCACCACUGGCAAAGAGUCUAAAUGUUUCCCAUGUCUUUACUUCCACUGGCAGGUUUACAGUCAAGGCCACAGCUUCUAAUGCAGUUAGCCUGGAUUCUGUUAACCUGGAAGUGAACGUACUUCUUCCUGUGUCAGACCUGAAGCUGAAAAUCAGCCAGCCAUUUGCAGUAGUAGGAGAAAAGACUGUCAUAACAGCAUUUGGCAAUGUUUCAGGUCAUGUCAAUUUCUACUGGUCAGUGGAUGGCCCUGAUACCACCACUGAGCUUGGGAUGUCUCACUUUCAGUAUGUGUUUCUUAAAGCAGGUGUGUAUCAGGUCAAAGUCACAGCCCAGAACCUGGUUAGCCAACAAGAGGCAGCCAUUUUGAUUAUAGUUUUAGAGAGAAUACAAGGGCUUCAAUUCUCAAGUCUGAGCCUGACAUCCAUGAACUACAUACCAACCAGAGAGAGUGUCUUGCUCACGGCGUCAGUAACACAUGGCUCCAAUGUCACUUACCAUUGGCUAGCCAACCAGAGAGGUGUGACCCAAACUGGCAGUGUUGGUGAGAACUUUGUGUGGUUCACUGAAACUCCAGGUAAUAUAUCUGUUGAGUUGACAGCUUCCAACGGACUUGGUAAGACGACCAGCCGUAUUUCUCUAAAGGCAGUAGAGCGAGUUUCAGGAGCUAGAAUGUCAACAGCUAGAGACACCAUACCAUUAGAGAAGUAUACCAACAUUUCUGUAACUGUGGAGACUGGAUCUGACCUUCAGUAUCUCUGGAAUGUGAACUCAGAACUUUCACCCUUACAGACCGAUGUUCCUUUUCUUCUUUACAAGUUUGAGACUCUGGGUUCUUGUUCUGUCAGUGUGUCGGUCCAGAAUGUUCUCAGUUCAAGCAACGCCACCAAACAUUUCACAGUUCAGGAGGAGGUUAGAGAGGCAGACUUUCAGGUAGGUGGCAAGACACAUCCAUUCUUUAUAACGUCCAAUACUCAAGUUGCACUCUAUGGAUAUGUCAAUAAAGGGAAUGGUCGGCACUGGGAGUGGAAAGUUGUUGGGUGUACUGGAGGUGCUGUGGUUUUGGACAACAAUCAGUCAGUUAUCUAUACCUUUACAGAUGUAGGGGUCUAUAAUGUCUCUCUGAACGUCUCUAAUGGUAUUAGCUGGCAGGCAGUCUCACACAGAGUCACCAUCCAGGAUGCUAUUCAGGGCUUGACUCUAAACCUUAGCAGGUCUACGGUCUGCGCUGAAGAUCAUAUUGCUUUUACACCAUUAGUUUCCAAAGGAACCAAUGUCAGCUUCUCUUUAGCCUUUGAUGAAGUUGAGCCAUCAUAUGACCUUGUUGAGGUAAGCUUCACCACCUCCACCCUCCCAGUUGGGUCUCACUCUGUCACAGCCCGAGCCUGGAACAAGGUGAGCAACUCCCAGGUGUCAUUGACCGUCCAGGUGGUUGAGAGGAUCGGGGGCCUACGACUGGUCAACUGCUGUUCCACUGCUCUAGAAGCUCUAAAGGAGGUCCCUUUCCAAGCAAUUGUCAUGAGUGGUUCUCCAACCGAUUACACCUGGACGAUCCAAUUAGAAGGGUUCCAGCCCUCACAGGUCAUUGGACAGGAAGUGAUAUAUACCUCACCCGGAAGUGGUUCGUUGUCUGUGGGUGUGAUGGCCAGUAAUGGCUUCUGCUCUGAAACCCUGAAUGAGACAGCUAUUGUUCAGUUGCCUGUGAGGGAGGUCACGAUUGUUUGUGAUUCUACAGAAAACUUUAGAGGCUAUAGUGUCAGAUUCUCAGUCACAGUAGAUGGUGGCAGCAAUUUGAGGUUUCAAUGGGGCUUUGGAGACUCAAGCGAAGGAGUUGUCGUCACAAAAUCCAAUAGAGUAGACCACACAUAUCUCACUGCUGGAAAAUAUAUUGUUCAAGUCACAGCCUUCAAUAACGUCAGCCAGGUCUCCACACAACUGCUCACUGAGGUGAGAGAACUCCAGUGCUCACUCCCUCAGGUCACUUUAGUCCAGGGCCAAUCCACAAUCGUCAAGUCUAGAUCCAGCUACUUUGAAGCAAGCGUAGACAUCAAAGGCUGCACCGCAUACAAGACCAUGUACCUAUGGGAAGUGUUUAGGGGGAGUGGCUGUGGAAACAGCAGUGGACAUCCAGUAACCCUGAUUAACCUGGUGGGUGUGACUACACCACUGUUGUCCCUCGCUAAGCAGGCCCUGGAGGUGGGCCAGUACUGCCUGGGGUUCACUGUCUCUCUCCAGGGAACCCCUCUACGCCUGUACAGGACGUCCAGGCUCUCUGUGGUUCACAGUUCCCUGGUACCCAUCAUCAGGGGGGGAUCGCUUAGACUGGUGUCGAGCCACAGUGACCUGAUCCUGGAUGGGUCAGAGUCCCAUGAUCCGGACGGAGAGGAAGGGGAGCUGAACUACCACUGGGAAUUCAUCACUGAGGUGGCGGUAUCUAAAGUUGCAGUGCUUCCUGUAAGUGUGGAGUGUGUUUCCUGCAGUAGCCUCUCUUCUUUCCGUGUCAGCCAGAGUCGCCCCAUUGUGCUCUCUGGUCGUUGUGACAAGUGUGGCAGCCAUGUUCAGUACAAAUGGAGCGAAAAGGAUCAGAACGGCGUGACCCUUGACCUGAACAAGGUGACCACUACGGGCAGUCUCUCUCCUGAACUGGUGGUCCGACCGGGGGUGCUGCAGGAGGGGUGUAACUAUACCUUCACCCUAAAUGUUACCCACCCUGCUGGGGGAAGAUGGGGGUUUGCUAGCCUGACCCUCCUGCCCAACCCUCCACCCCAUGGAGGGGUGUGUACUCUUACUCCAGGCCCUGGGGAAAACAUACACCUGCUGGAGACUGUGGUAACAUACAACUGCUCAGGUUGGCUGGAUGAGGAUCGUGAGUCCCCCCAGAUUAUCUACAUUCUCCAGGUGGCAUCGUCAUGCCCAGGCUGGGGCCAAGCCUGUCCCCUUCUCACCCUCUACAGGGGUACGCAGCGUACAUUUGGCAGUCUGGUUCCUCUGGGGGAGGCGGGGCCAGAGAAGGACCGGUCAAUCAUCUCUGUGAUCCUGCAGGUAGAGGACCACCUGGGUUCAAAGGUCACAGCACUUAACAGAACUAUAACAGUGCUGAGACCUGUGGAUGGAGAUGGGAUCACAGAGUGGCUGAGGAACAAGAGCCAAACCGAACUAUCGGGUUUACUUCAACAGGGUAACCCACAGCAGCUCAUUCCCUAUUCCAUCGCCCUCACCAGCCAGCUCAAUCAGGUGGAUCUGACUUUGAGUGAGCAGGAUCUCAGGGACAAGAGGGAGAUCAGGGGGAAUGUGACACAGGCGCUGGCCUCUCUGUCUGUGUACUCUCUACAGGAUGCAGCCCAGAUCAGCUUAGCCCUGGCCCAGUCCACUGCAGUCCCAAGUGAGGUGGUGUGUGAGGGCUGUCAGGAGAAUGUUCUAGAUUCUGUGGGGAGAAUGAUCAGGGUUCUGGAAGAGCAGACGGGACUAGGAGAUGACACAGCCAUAGACACGGGCAGAAAUAUCCUCCAUGUGAUAGGCAAUUCGUUGGCUGCUGUGUUCGAGUCCAAGCUCGUCUCCUCUGGUCCUCGCACUCACUCUAAUGUAUCUGAAACUGCAGUGUCAGCCCUGGACCAUGCCAGGGCUCUCAUGCUUAUUCUGAUGCGCUCGCGGCCACACGACAAGGAACCCCUCUCUCUCUCUGCUCCACAGAUCAGUGCCGUUGGUUACCACGGAAACCCCUCGGAACUCCUCUGCACCACUGACCCCUCGGUCAACACCCGCCAAUCAAACCAGUCCAACAAAUGGCAAUUAAACCCUGACAAGCCAGAGUCAUACCCAGCACAUCCACCCUGCCAGUUCCUCAUUCCCUCUUCUCUCAGUGCCCAGCUCCAGCGUCAGGUCCAGGGAUCUGAGGUGGUACAGAUUCUCCUGGGUUUGGAAGGGGGGUCUGAGUUCUUCUCAGCAGCCAACCCACCUAUUUCUACUUCUCUGGCUGCCAUGGAGUUCACCACGCCCCAGGGACAGCCCAUACCCAUUGCUAACCUGGACACUGACAGAUCUAUCAGGGUUACUUUGCCCUUAAUAUAUACUGUAGGAAGGAUCGGCGCUGGGCAUCGGGCUAGUGGAAGUGGGUCUGGGUCUAGAUCUGGUGGAAUUGACAGAGACGAGGGACGAGCCCCAAUGGUUAACUUUACACUCCGAGCCAAAGGGUGGCUGGAUUUUACAGUGAGGGCAAUGAAGAAUAUGGAUCCCAAUGCUGGACUGUACAUCUCCUUAAACUUCAGCCUGCUUCCAGGAGCUUCUCUGGUGGGCUCAGGACAUGUGACAAUCACAGUGGCCACCCAGCCAGGUCAUCCUGCCUCCCAUGAUUCCCUAGUCAGAGAGCUGACCCUCUCCCUCUCCAGCCAGUCAUCUGUGGAGGACACCAUCUUCCUCUCUCCUCUCUCUCUUUGCCAGUACUACAGCCCGAGGAAGAGGCGCUGGAGCACUGAGGGCCUCCGGCCACUGGAGGGCAGCACCCUCCACUCAGCACACUGCCUCACCCAGCACCUCACCAUGUUCGGGGCCAGUCUGUUUGUCCAUCCAGACGCUGUGGUGCUACUGCCACCGUCCAGUGGUCCAAUGCGUAAUGUGGUAGUGGGGAUUGUGUGUGCUGUCCUGGUUCUGAUCCACUUCCUCCUGGGCCUGAUCGCCCACAAACUGGACCACCUGGAGAGCCUGAGACUAUGCCAUGUACCACUGUGUGGCCGACCUGGACGGUACAGCUACAAAGUCCUGGUCAAAACAGGCUGGCGACGAGGAGCAGGCACGACGGCCCACGUGGGCAUCAGUCUGUACGGGGUGACUAAAAGCGGUUCACGCCACCUGCAGCGGGAGGGGGCGUUCCAACGAAGUGGUCUGGACCUGUUCCACUUGGAGACGGACAGCAACCUGGGAGAGGUGUGGAAGAUACGCCUCUGGCAUGACAACACAGGUCUGGACCCAUCGUGGUACGUGCAGCAUGUGGUGGUGUGGAACCCUCAGACAGACCACCUGUUCUACUUCCUGGUAGAAGACUGGCUGUCUGUGGAGAACGACAGGAACGAGGGAGGAGGGACAGUGGAGAAGGAGAUGUUGGCCUCCUGUCCUGAGGAGCUGUCUCAGUUCCAACGUGUUCUCUCCUCCCAGCUGGCGUUUGGAAUGCUGGAGCGCCACCUGUGGCUCUCUCUGUGGGAACGCCCCGCCCACAGCCGCUUCAUGCGGGGGCAGAGGGUGACGGUGUGUGCCCUCCUGCUACACCUCUACCUUGCACUAGGGGCAUUGUGGUACGGGGCUGUGGGCGCAGAGGGGCAUAGUGUACCGGUUUCGGCCCGGUUGCUUGUAACCUGGGAAACGGUUGCAGUGGGGAUGACUAUUGCCAUCCUGGUGUUUCCUCUCCAGUGUCUCCUCUGCUUCCUGUUGCGAAAGACUCACAGCCAGGUAGCGGUGGAUAUGUCAGUGCCUCCAUCCCCUGUGUGUCAGUCAGUGGAGAUGGGCGUCCAUCUCGGCCAAUCAGAUCUUUCCUGCUCCUCCUUCCUGUCUUUGCCUGAAGGACCUGAUCCGUCAGGCCUGGGUGGAGACACACCCUCUUCUCUGAUGGGAAGCAAGGCAUUCAACGCUGAGUUCUGGAAUGCCACUAACCUGGGAGUGGAGAAGGAAGGAGAUGGCAUGACCCUGUGGCCCUCCUGGGAAAUAACCUCUGACCCCUUGGGAUCAUCCCUGGGUCAUGCCCGUCUGCUGAAGAGGAAGAAAGCCCUGACGAAGCUAUGCCUAGCCUCACCCUCCUCACCCCAAUUUCUCAUCUCCAACCCCCCACCCUCCUCUACUGCACCUGUGGGUCCAUCCCAAUCCCUGUCUGGCCUGCAUCCAGACCACAGCCAUGGACACAACCUGCAACCCAAUGUCCUUACCCUGUCUGAGGAGGACCUGUUGAGGUCUAUAGCAGCAGACACAGGAGUGUCCGACAGUCCCUCAACAUCAGACAGUGGCCGCUACUCCCCCAGGACCACCUCUCUGUCCCACAGCCAGAGCCGGGACAGCUCCUGCAGUGGCUGGUCUGAGCUGAGUGUGGACAAACCACUCUAUGGGACAGAGAUCCACAACCCCCCCUGCUCUCCCAUCUCUCUGCAUGGGACAGGGCUGUUUAGGCCUUCCUCAUCUCUCUCUGUCUACUCCAUCGCCAGUACCUUCCUCCCCAGCCCCUCCCCUGACUCCACAGACUCUACCACACGCAUAGGUGUGGCCCGUGGCAAGCCGAGCUGGCUGCUACCUCCCUGGGCACUGCAAGUCAUUUACCCCCUGGUUGUGUUGUUGCUGGGGGCCUGCCUGGCGGUAGUAGGCCUCUAUGGGAGUCACUUCUCUCGCUCAGUGGUCCUGAUGUGGCUCAUCUCAGCCCUGUCUGCCUUCCUCACCUCCGCUCUGCUGCUGGAGCCUCUCAAGGUGUGUGUGCAGGCCUUGUUCUAUGCUGUGGUGUUAAGGCCUGUCGACCCCGAGGUGAAUGAUCGGCUGGGGCAGGAGACCGUCAUUAAGAGGGAGGGGGGCAACCAGGGGGGCAAGGUGCACCCCCCUUGUGGGUUCGGCCUACUGCAAGCCAAGGAGGAGGCCAGGAAAGUGAGAGCGCUACGAUCCCUCAUGAAGCACUGUGUGUGCCACAUGUUGUUCCUGUUGGUGGUGUUGAUGGUGAACUACCAGGACAGUGUUCAGGAGACCCAGGGAAGACUGCUACACUCUGCCGUCAAACACUCACUGACCACCAACCUCAGCACCAUCACUGGGUGGGAGGGGGCGUGGCAGUGGAUGGACAGCAUCCUGGUGCCACACCUCCAUCAGAACCCCGCCCUCCACCUGGUGGGGUUACCACGGAUACGCUGUAUACACACUCCAGACCAUAAUAAUGGAGUCUUUCUGGGGAACAGCAGUUUUACCACACGCCAGCUUCUCUCUGGCCUACACAGCACACACUGGACCACAGCACAGUUAAAGGCUGUGUCCAUUGACUUCACCCAGUACCACAGAGAGACGAGUCUGUUUGUGUGUGUGUCUGUUCUAAUAGAGAAGACCCAGAUACACACACUCAUCUCCUCCCUCUCCAUCCAUCCUCUACUCAUCCCCCCAUCCUCCUCAGGACCAGACCUGGAGAUUGCACUCAUGGUGCUUCUGCUCCUCUCUGCCCUCUUCUUUCUGGGGGUGGAGCUAUGGGUCAUGGCUACUGACCGUGCCCAAUACGUGCGUCAGGGCUGGCGCUGGCUACAGUUCCUCCUCGCCUCUUUGUCCCUGGCGAUGGCCGCGCUGCGAUUCUGCUUCCUGUCCCAGGCUGCUUCCUGUCUGUCUCAGCACCGCUCCAGACCAGACUCCUUCACUGAGUUCCACAGCGCCGCCCUGCUGGCCAGGAGGUCCACACAGAUAUCAGCCAUACUGCUCACUCUGCUGGUACUCAAGAUGGUGGGUACUCUCAGGUACGUGCGGAGGUGGGUGGUGUUUGGUCGAGUGCUUCAGCGGGCAUGGAGAGAGAUGGCUGCUGUGGCUCUACUACUGAUCUUACUGCUGCUGCUCUUCGCUCACACUGGACACAUGCUCUUCUCCAGGUCUGUGGAUGGGUUCCUGUCUGUGUACCAGGCUGGUGUGUCUGUGCUGUCUGUGCUGCGUGGUCGCCUGGUCCUGCAGAGGCUCAGCAGGACUCACCCUGUCCUCGGACCCCUCUACGCCCUCUCUCUGCUGGCGCUGGGAGGUUGGCUGCUGGCCCGUCUCUCUGGAUCUGUUCUGCUCCGCACAUACAGGGUUGUGCAGGCUGAGAUGUACAGGCCAGCCAUGGAGUCCCAGGACUACGAGAUGGUGGAGUUCUUCAUCAAAAGACUGAAGCUCUGGAUGGGACUCAUUAAGGCCAAGGAGUUCAGACACAGGGUGAAGUUUGAGGGCAUGGUAGUGCCUCCCUCCAGAUCAUCCCAAGGAUCCUGUCGCUCCACCCUCUCCUCCCCCCAUCCCCUGUCCUCCGCCCUCUCCCUGGGUUCCGAAGACUCGGGUAUGUCCGACGUUCCGGGUUUAGACGUUCAGCUCAACCUGGACCGCCUGCUGUCUUGCGUCAACGGUCUGCUUUCACGUUUCGACCGCGUCAACCAGCUGACUGCAGACGUUCAGGGUCUGGAGACCCAGCUAGAGGAGGUGCAGAGCAGGAGGAGGAAGAGGAGGCCGCAGAGACUUGGAAGAGGAGAAGAGACAAGUGAAGAAAGAGGAGUAGGUGGAGGGGCGAUGGGCAGGAGGACAGCUCUGCUACCCCCUCAUUCUCGCAUCUCCCUCACUUCCUUAUCUCCUUCUUUAAACCCCAUUACCCUUCUCUCCUGCCCUCCCUCCACCAAUCCUUCCCUCCCUCGUGUUCACAGCUCCUACUCUGAGUCUGUCAUUCUCCAGCUUCACCCACACCCACCCAGGGACACUCACCUCUCCGAGGCAACCAAACCCACACAAAGGAGCCCUGGCCUGGGCUUGGGCACCGGGCAUUCCUGGUGUCCUGGAGCCAGGCAGUUUCCUAGACGUCGAGCCUGGCACUCAGGGAGUUCUCACUCAGCUGAUGCAGCUCAGAGGCCCCCCCAGGCCCCUGGUGGAGGUGAUAGUGGGGUCAACACGAAGCCCAGGCCCUGUAGUGAGGAGGGGGACAGGAGACGCGCCAGUGAGGGAGUGCCUGUGAAGAGACGGGCCUGGAUCUCAGAGGGGCCUGAGACAGACAUAGACUGAAACUGAGAGAGGGACUGAGACAGAGAUUAAAGUGCCUAUUACUGUGGGUAUACAGUAUCUAGUGUAUGAACCUCUAAGGUUCCAGCUAUGAAUUGCGCAGUACUACUUCAAGAGACAAGUUUUCCCACUGUUGUCUACCUCUUUACUAGAGCUUCUGCAUUAGGUAUGCUAUAUACGUAUGCUGAGGUUGUAUACCUUGUACUUCUUGUGUAUCUACUGUAUAAUAAACAUUUAAAGAGGAUUAUUGUGUCUCCAAGAACUGUGGAAUAUAUUAUCCUCUAUCUGUAACAAGUAGUGACACACUGCAUUAAAUAAUCACCAAGUUA